Molecule: messenger RNA, 711 nt
Organism: Adineta steineri
Lineage: Eukaryota; Metazoa; Rotifera; Eurotatoria; Adinetida; Adinetidae
Source: the annotation of a GenBank genome assembly
AUGGAUUUACCAAGAUUUAUUCCAUUAGAACCAUAUCAAACACAUGAUAUUGAUGAAUCAAUUUCACCACUUAUAAUGGAUCAAUUGUUUGAAGAAGCAUUCAAAACAACACGAUUUACAAUAUUUACUGCAUACGAUAACAACUUAGGAGAUCGAAUAUACAUUGAAAUAAUUCGACCUUUAUCAUCAUCGAUUAUGUUGUGUCUUAAGAAGUCUUAUGGAUAUUCAUCUGUUCAAAUUAAUCAAAUACAUGAAUUAUUAUCCAUUAUUUUCGAUUUUAAUAAUCGUAUUUAUUUAUGGGGAGAUAAUCUUAAUUAUAUCAUGGGAAUAUUAGAAGAAUAUGAUUUAUUUGUUUAUGAUCAUAUCCUUCAUCCCAUUGAUGUUUUUGAUGUACACGAAUACUUUCAAGAUUGGUAUUGUUAUACAUUUGAUGGUUAUCCAUGUUCUUAUCCAUAUAAGCCAUUUAUAUCAUUGUAUGAACAGUAUGAUCUUACAUAUGCAAUUGCUUAUACGUUUAAUUUAUAUCUUGAUAUUAAUAAUGAUGAUUAUGAUAAUCAUCUGAAUCAAUGUUUAGCUAUUACAACAUUAGCAUUAGUCAUACAACAACAAUGGACACGUAAACAAAUUCAACAAUAUAUUAGAGCAUAUUCUAUGUUGCAUAAAAGAUGUGGAGAGAAUGAAUUGUCGUCAUCGUCAUCAUCAUCAACAUGA